Messenger RNA from Pseudomyrmex gracilis, 1411 nucleotides. It is a transcript of the gene Txl, whose product is annotated as thioredoxin-like protein 1. The record is from RefSeq and is a predicted model, not a curated record. Bases 149 to 1024 code for a protein of 291 amino acids. Lineage: Eukaryota; Metazoa; Arthropoda; Insecta; Hymenoptera; Formicidae. The transcript has 4 exons.
CUGUUGGUACAGAAGCAAACUGCGAGUCAUUCUCUCGGCUAAAGCUGGAUAAGGCGGUUUCAAUUAGCGCGAGUAGUUUUGUAAUUUGUAUAUAUAUCGUUUGCGGGGUGUUAGUCGGUGCAGUGUGUAAUCCAAAUAUUCCAAAAUAAUGGGAGCGGUACGAGUAAUUAACGACGAUUCUCACUUUAACGGUGAGCUGGCCAAUGCCGGACAGAAGCUCGUCGUCGUAGAUUUUACAGCGAGUUGGUGCGGACCGUGUCAAAGAAUUGCUCCGGUGUUCGAGCAACUGUCGCUAAAGUAUCCUAAGGCGGUGUUUCUGAAAGUCGACGUGGACAAGUGUACGGUCACAGCGACGGUACAGAAUGUCAACGCGAUGCCCACUUUCAUCUUCUACCGUAGACGCACGAAACUGGGCCAGUGUCAGGGCGCAGAUCCGGUGAGCCUGGAAUCGAAGAUCCAGCAGUUCUACGGCAGUGGCGACGGCGACGACGACGACGACUCGGCCGCGGAUUCCGUGUCUGGUCAUAUGGACCUGACGAGAUUCAUAAUGAAACAGCAGUGCGAGUGUUUGAACGAGUCGGAUUAUCAUACGUUCUCUCAGUGUUUAAAUUCGGAUAGCGGGUAUCUUCAGAGCGACACGGACGAGCAGUUGAUAAUGUCCAUUACGUUCUCGCAGCCCGUUAAAGUUCAUUCGCUUAAGAUCAAAGCGCCCGCGGAGAACGGACCGAAAAAUAUCAAAUUAUUUAUCAACCAACCCAGGACAAUCGAUUUCGAAAUGGCAAGCUCCAACACGAGUACUCAAGAUCUAGCGUUGUCGGCCAAGGACCUUGAAGAAGAGAAUCCGAUUUUACUUCGCUACGUUAAAUUUCAAAAUGUGCAGAAUCUUCAGAUCUUCGUGAUAGACAAUCAGAACGGUUCGGAAACCACGAGAAUCGACCAUUUAGUUAUAAUCGGUCGACCAAUUUCAACAACCAACAUGGGCGAGUUCAAGAGAGUGUCCGGCAAGAAAGGAGAGAGUCACUGAGCGAUUUCUUUUUGCAACGAUAUUAUCAGGAAUAAUUGAAAAUUUCGAUUUGCACAUUCCUCAAAUCGUUUUCUUCUCUUGGCAAAAUCCGACGUUGUAAGACUAAACAAAUAAAAGAUAAUAAAAUAUGAAUUGAUAGUGUAAAACUAACAUUUAUUAUUAAUUAUCACGCAAAAGCAAUAAAUUCAAUAAAUUUACUGCAUGCGUAUGUAUGUUUUCACGUGUCACGAAUAAGUUUGUUCUGAGGUAGAGUUUCCAUUUACCUUUUUGAGCACUCGCAAUUAUUCCUGAGUACAUUCACUUCUUUUUCAUGUCUAGGAAAACAAUCUACGCAACAAUACGUUUGAUUAUUAUAAAUAACUUUGUUUUCUGUAAUUAUCUUCUUCG